Molecule: messenger RNA, 2721 nt
Organism: Pyrus x bretschneideri (Chinese white pear)
Lineage: Eukaryota; Viridiplantae; Streptophyta; Magnoliopsida; Rosales; Rosaceae
Product: ABC transporter G family member 22
Exons: 11
Coding region: 156-2399 (747 amino acids)
Cellular component (GO): membrane
Molecular function (GO): ATP hydrolysis activity; ATP binding; ABC-type transporter activity
Source: RefSeq, a predicted model, not a curated record
UCCGAUUGCAUUUUGCUCUAUUUAUAAGAAGGGGGUGGGGGCGAACCCGGAUCAUGUUCUCAUAACUCCAGAGACCAAAGGGGAUCUCUCCUUGUAGCUAGUAGUCUUCUUCUACUCUCAGCUCAUUCCUUUUCUGUCAAAUAAUUGAGAAUAAGAUGGAGAAACCAAAUUCAUCUGGGUUGGCAAGGACCAAGUCCGAACAAUUGGUGGAAACUAUAGCAUCGGCGUUCAAGUCACCUCCGUCAGGCGAUGCCACUUCAACUGUUGAAGGCGGAUCAACCCUAUCGAGGAAGUCAAGCCGGCGCAUGAUGGGGGCGUCACCGGGGCGUGGUAGUGGCAGUGCUGGAAAAAACACACACAUUAGGAAGUCUAGGAGCGCCCAAAUGAGGCUGGACCUCGAUGAGAUCGGCAGCGGCGCUGCCUUGAGCCGCGCCUCUAGCGCCAGCUUAGGGUUUUCAUUCUCCUUCACCGGUUUCACUGUGCCCGCUGAGGAUAUCGCCGACUCAAAGCCUUUCAGCGACGAUGAUGAUUUACGAGAAGACCUUGAAGCUGGCGUCACCAGGAAGCCAAAAUUCCAAACAGAACCCACACUGCCAUUAUAUCUCAAGUUCACAGAUGUGACAUACAAGGUCAUUUUCAAAGGAAUGAGGACAGCUGAAGAGAAGGAUAUCUUGAAUGGGAUUACUGGUUCGGUUAACCCCGGUGAAGUUUUGGCCCUGAUGGGACCAUCAGGAAGUGGAAAAACCACACUCCUUAAUCUUCUUGGGGGCAGGGGAAGCCAAACCAAUGUUGGCGGUUCAAUUACCUACAACGAUCAGACAUAUUCCAAGCACCUAAAGAGCAAGAUAGGGUUCGUGACUCAGGACGACGUUCUAUUUCCUCACCUUACAGUGAAAGAGACAUUGACAUAUGCAGCCCUCCUACGACUGCCAAAGAAAUUGAUGAAAGACCAGAAGGAAAAACGAGCGAUAGAACUCAUCUAUGAGCUAGGCUUAGAGAGGUGUCAAGACACUAUGAUCGGUGGCUCCUUUGUCCGUGGGGUAUCGGGUGGAGAGAGGAAGAGAGUUUGCAUUGGCAAUGAGAUCCUAAUCAACCCUUCCCUUCUGUUUCUGGAUGAACCAACUUCCGGCUUGGAUUCUACAACUGCAUUGCGAAUCGUUCAGAUGUUACAAGACAUAGCAGAGGCUGGCAAGACUGUGGUGACAACAAUCCACCAGCCAUCAAGUCGACUCUUCCACAAAUUUGACAAGUUGAUCCUUCUCGGGAAGGGAAGCUUGCUCUACUUUGGAAAAGCAUCAGAAGCAAUGGUGUAUUUCUCAUCCAUAGGAUGUUCUCCACUUAUUUCCAUGAACCCGGCAGAGUUCUUGCUAGACCUUGCAAAUGGAAAUUUAAACGAUGUUUCUGUACCAUCCGAAUUAGAGGAUAAAGUGCAAAUGGGAAAUUCAGAAGCAGCUGAUACGAGAAAUGGAAAGCCAUCUCCAGCAGUUGUGCAAGAGUAUCUUGUGGAGUGCUACGAGACACGAGUUGCAGACAAGGAGAAGAAGAAGAUUAUGGUUCCCCUUCCCCUCGAUGAUGAACUGAAGUUGAAGAUUUCAUUUUCAAAGCGAGAAUGGGGAGCAAGCUGGUGGGAGCAAUUUUCUAUCUUAUUCUGUAGAGGAAUUAAAGAAAGAAGGCACGACUACUUCAGCUGGUUGAGAAUCACUCAAGUUAUCUCCACCGCAAUAAUUUUGGGCUUGCUCUGGUGGCAGUCAGAUGCCAACGAUCCCAAAGGCCGGGAGGAUCAGGCAGGGCUUCUUUUCUUCAUGUCGGUCUUCUGGGGAUUUUUACCCGUCUUCACAGCAAUCUUCACAUUUCCUCAAGAAAGAGCAAUGCUGAUGAAGGAACGAUCGGCUGACAUGUACAGAUUAAGUGCAUAUUUUGUUUCUCGGACCACAAGUGACCUCCCACUUGAUCUAAUGCUACCAGUUCUGUUCCUCGUCGUUGUAUAUUUCAUGGCUGGCUUAAGGUCGAGUGCUGAAGCCUUCUUCCUAAGCAUGCUUACAGUUUUCCUCUGCAUUGUGGCUGCGCAGGGACUCGGACUUGCUAUAGGAGCUACGUUGAUGGACCUAAAGAAAGCCACAACUCUUGCUUCGGUAAUUGUGAUGACAUUCAUGCUUGCUGGAGGUUUCUUUGUGAAAAAAGUUCCGGUGUUCAUAUCUUGGAUUCGCUAUUUGUCUUUCGACUACCACACAUACAGGCUUCUUCUUAAGGUGCAGUACGAACACAUCACACCGACCAUUCACGGGUUAAGCACAGACUGCGGUUUAAGAGAAGUUGUUGCCCUUAUAGCCAUGGUGUUCGGAUACCGGUUCUUGGCAUACCUUUCUUUGCGGAGAAUGAAGCUUCAAGGCGGGGCAUAGAACUCAAGGAAGCCUACAUCUUUUAAAAGCUAUUGUCUAAAGCAUGAGUUUCGAUAUUAACUGAGGAAAACCAGUGAGGUUCCACUGAUCUGCAAUGUAUGCCUUCUCUGUUCUAAGAAGUUUGUUAAAUUUAUCUCAUGCAAAAUGUAAAAAAUCAGAUAGAUUGGUUAGCUGGCUAAUUGCCAAAACACCAUAUCGAGAGAGAGACUUUGGAGUUGUUUUUUUGGAAUAUGUAAACUCUAGGUAACAGUGGGAUUCAUAUCAGAAACUGUACUUUGUAUGUCAAUUUUAAUCGAUGAAAACUCAGUAUGAUUUUACUUGA